Messenger RNA from Drosophila gunungcola (fruit fly), 2284 nucleotides. It is a transcript of the gene FipoQ, whose product is annotated as F-box/LRR-repeat protein fbxl-1. Gene Ontology annotation, cellular component: SCF ubiquitin ligase complex. Gene Ontology annotation, biological process: positive regulation of protein ubiquitination; SCF-dependent proteasomal ubiquitin-dependent protein catabolic process. Gene Ontology annotation, molecular function: protein binding. NCBI's taxonomy places the organism in Eukaryota, Metazoa, Arthropoda, Insecta, Diptera, Drosophilidae. The record is from RefSeq and is a predicted model, not a curated record. The transcript has 8 exons. Bases 475 to 2010 code for a protein of 511 amino acids.
AGUUGCCAGAGAGUUGUGGAGCCGUCAAGUACGCGGAAAAUUACGCCAAUUGCGGAAGAUUUUCGCCGGAUUCUUGCCACCAAUUUGCCACGUUGCAACCUCACAAAUUUGCGACCAGAUCCAUACGAGUACGACUAAAAAUAACCUAGGCAAAGGGUGAACAGAAUUUUGAUGUGUACUCGCAAAUCAAAAGAUCACAACAACGAUGUUCACUAAAUUUUGCAUAAUUUGCCUGUGCUAUUGUUGUAAAUCGGCUAUUUUAAUUUACUGACUGCAAUUCGAGGCAAGGCAACAAACGUCGUCUGCAAAAUACAAUCACUAAGACACAAUUCGGCGCCAGCGUGUAUAUUUCCCCUAGAUAGAAGCAUAAUUACACGGAUCCAGAGAAACUAUAUAUUAUACAACAGCACACACAGACCAUUUCCCGGCUGAUCCGAUCCAAAAGUUAGCCAGUGCCAGUGCCCAGUGCCCACGAUGGAUAAUUGGAAUGUUUUGGCAGCGCAAACCUCUUCGCAGGCCAUCGGACUUCACGAUUCUGGGACGGUGAAGACGCGACUGACCAUCGAGAAGCUGCCCGACAAGGUGCUGCUGCACAUCUUCUCGUAUCUGUCGCACCGCGAGAUCUGUCGUCUGGCCCGGAUUUGUCGACGGUGGCGCCAGAUUGCCUACGACACGCGUCUCUGGAAGAAUGUUUCCCUGCGGCCGGAGGUGUCUGGACUGCAUGUGGGCUCCCUGGAGAUGCUGCUGCAGCUAAUCUCGGUGAGAUUUGGUCCCACGCUCCGGUACAUCGAACUACCCAUCGAGCUGAUCACGCACACGGUGCUCCACGAACUGUCUGCCAAGUGUCCCAAUCUCACCCACAUGCUGCUGGAUUUCUCCACAGCCAUGCAGCUGCAUGAUUUCAGCGAGAUGCAGGCCUUUCCCACCAAACUGCGGUACAUGUGCGUCUGCCUGUCCGAAGUGAUCUUCAUGGAGGGCUUCAUGCGCAAGAUCUACAACUUCAUCAACGGACUGGAGGUGCUCCACUUGAUAGGCACCUACGAGAAGUGCGAGGAGGAGGAGGAGGAGAUCUACGAGGUCAUCAAUGUGCACAAACUCAAGUCGGCCACGCCCAAUUUGCGGGUGAUCAAUCUGUAUGGCAUCAACUUCAUCGACGACUCCCACAUCGAUGCCUUCAGCUCCAACUGCAUCCAGCUGGAGUGUCUGGCCGUUAACUUCUGCAACAAGGUCACCGGUUCCACUCUGAAGACCCUCAUCCAGCGAUCGAAGCGCCUGACUUGCCUGCUGAUGAACGGCACCAGCCUGAAGUCCGAGUUCGUGAUGCAGGCCGAGUGGGACAAGUGCGCUCUGCAAGAGCUGGACAUCACGGCCACGGAUCUUUCGCCCGAGUGCCUGGUGGACAUGCUGACCAGGAUACCCAGCUUAAAGUUCCUAUCUGCCGGGCAAAUCAAUGGUUUUAAUGACAGCGUUCUGAAGCAAUGGAUGGAGUCUGGAACUACCAGAUCGCUUAUUUCCCUGGAUCUGGACUCCUCAGACAACAUCACGGAUGAGGGUCUCCUUAAGUUUGUCCAGCGGCAGGGUCACCAGCUAAGUGCCUGUUGCCUCUCCGGGAUGCCGCAUAUCACAGAUCAAUUGUGGAUGAGCAUUCUUCCAUUGCUGGGCAACUGCAAGAUCAUUGUGAUGGGCACUGCUGAGAAACUGGGAGUCAACAUCCAUGUGGACCAGCUGAUGGACACCAUCGCCUCCAAUUGCGGCAACUUGGAGCGCCUGGAGUUGCGCUGGGAUCCGGAUAACCUGCGAUUCUCGGACAAAAGCCAGAAGGCCAUCGAUAUACUGCGUGUCAAAUGCCUCAAGUUACGCUGCAUGGUUCUCAGCGAUGGUCGCUAUUAUGAGACGGUUAAGGCCAAUUUCGAACGUGCCGAUCGUAUCACUGUGGUCCGUACUACCACCUGUUGCCGCGUGUCUCCAUAUCAUCUGCUCCGCAACUACAAUGAUUUGAUUUUCAACUGAAGAACAAAUGUUGCCGCGUUCAUUCAGUGCGUUUCAAAGCUAAAUGACACAAAAAAAGGCUAAGAAAAUGGGUAUAUUCCGGUAUAUCAUAAACUAGCUCUGAAACGCACUGUAGUUCAUGUUAAUAUUAUUGUUUACCGAUGUCUGAAACACCCAUAUAUCUAGUCAAAAGUCAACACAAUUGUUUCUGUGUGUUUUCUCUUACAUUAGACUGUUUUUUGAUGUUUUCUGUAUUUUCCGCUUCUUUCGUUUAAUUACAUUAAAUCUAAAUAAA